Molecule: messenger RNA, 1069 nt
Organism: Galeopterus variegatus (Sunda flying lemur)
Lineage: Eukaryota; Metazoa; Chordata; Mammalia; Dermoptera; Cynocephalidae
Gene: CLEC4A
Product: C-type lectin domain family 4, member A
Exons: 6
Coding region: 154-864 (236 amino acids)
Source: RefSeq, a predicted model, not a curated record
UCCCAGAGUACUUGCCUACUUGUUGCCUCUGUUUUCAUCUAGUUGAGUGAUAGAAAGUAGACAAUUUACCACAUGCUUGGUUAUCAUUCAUAAGAUACUGUAGGGAGGGGAUAAAACAGAUUUUCUGAAGAAGGCAGAAGGUAUCUUCUGAAUAUGGCUUUGGAAGUCACUUAUGCUGAAGUGAAGUUCGAAAAUGAAUCCAAGUCCUCAGGCACCAACUCAGGCUCUCCUGCAGCUCCCAAAGAGAAGACUACCCCUCAUGAAAGUAAUCACAGUUUUCCUAAGCUGCUUUGUACUUCACUGCUGAUAUUUCUCCUGCUAUUGGCAAUCUCAUUCUUUACUGCUUUUAUCAUAUUCUUUCAAAAAUAUUAUCAGCUUCUUGAAGAAAAAAAGACUAUAAAAGAACUGGUUCACACAGAAUUGGAGUGUAAAAAAGAAAAUUUGACCACAGAAGAGAAAGUCUGGAGCUGUUGCCCCAAAAACUGGAAGCCAUUUAGUUCCAACUGCUACUUUAUUUCUACUGAAUCAAGAUCUUGGAACGAGAGUGAGCAGAGCUGCUCUGCAAUGGAGGCUCACCUGCUGGUGAUCAACUCCAAGGAAAAGCAGGAUUUCAUCACCAGUCAGCUGCAAAAAAAAUAUGCUUAUUAUUUGGGGCUGUCAGACCCACAGGGAAAUAGCCAAUGGCAAUGGGUUGAUCAGACGCCAUACAACAAAAAUGUCACAUUCUGGCAUUCAGGUGAGCCCAGUAAUGGUGACGAGCAUUGUGUUAUGAUAAAUGCUCGUUCACAAAGAUGGGGCUGGAAUGAUGUCCGUUGUGAUGGUAAACAAAUGUCGAUUUGUGAGAUGAUGAAGAUCUACUUAUGAAUUGAAUUAUUCUCUGUGGACAUGUGGUUGGAUUGGCAUCCAUCAUUAAAAAGACAGCUAAUGAGCUCUCUUUAUUUAUGUGUAAGGGGGUGCCCAUAGAAGCAUUAGCAGGCUGUUACCUAUUCUACUUAUGAUAGAAAGGUCCACACACUAUUUAUUUAUUCAUUAAUAAAGUGAGCAUUUAUUGAGUGCUUUUCAUGUGCCA